Vanessa atalanta (red admiral) is the source of this 847-nucleotide messenger RNA. RefSeq names its product 40S ribosomal protein S6 (gene RpS6). The record is from RefSeq and is a predicted model, not a curated record. Gene Ontology annotation, cellular component: ribosome. Gene Ontology annotation, molecular function: structural constituent of ribosome. NCBI's taxonomy places the organism in Eukaryota, Metazoa, Arthropoda, Insecta, Lepidoptera, Nymphalidae. Gene Ontology annotation, biological process: translation. The transcript is spliced from 6 exons. Bases 52 to 813 code for a protein of 253 amino acids.
AUAUCUCUGGUUCUUUUUCAUGGCUGACGUUCCAAGGAGCUAACUGCAGUCAUGAAGCUGAACGUUUCCUACCCGGCAACGGGAUGUCAAAAAUUAUUCGAAGUAGUAGACGAGCACAAGCUCCGUAUCUUCUACGAGAAGCGCAUGGGCGCGGAAGUAGAGGCUGAUCAGCUAGGUGAUGAAUGGAAAGGUUAUAUCCUUCGUGUAGCAGGCGGUAACGACAAGCAGGGUUUCCCCAUGAAACAGGGUGUCCUCACUAACAGUCGUGUCCGCUUGUUGAUGUCAAAGGGUCAUUCUUGCUACAGACCCCGUCGUGAUGGUGAAAGAAAACGUAAAUCAGUCCGUGGCUGCAUUGUCGAUGCUAAUCUUUCCGUGCUCGCUCUUGUAAUUGUCCGUAAAGGAGCCCAGGAAAUUCCUGGACUUACUGAUGGCAAUGUUCCCCGCCGUCUAGGUCCUAAACGUGCCUCCAAGAUUCGCAAACUGUUCAACUUGACCAAACAGGAUGAUGUACGUCGUUAUGUUGUCAAACGCCUCUUGCCCGCUAAGGAAGGCAAGGAGAAUGCCAAACCAAGAUAUAAGGCACCUAAGAUCCAGAGAUUAGUUACCCCUGUGGUACUCCAGCGCAGACGCCACAGACUUGCUCUGAAGAAGAAGCGUCUGGCCAAACGCAAGACCUCUGAGGCUGAAUAUGCUAAACUGCUUGCACAAAGAAAGAAGGAAUCCAAGGUGCGCCGUCAAGAGGAAAUCAAACGCAGGCGAUCAGCUUCAAUGCGCGAUUCUAAGAGCUCCAGCACGAGUGCACCGCAAAAGUGAAAGACUUUUACCAAUAAAAAUUAAAAUCUAGAAA